Molecule: messenger RNA, 420 nt
Organism: Prunus armeniaca (apricot)
Lineage: Eukaryota; Viridiplantae; Streptophyta; Magnoliopsida; Rosales; Rosaceae
Source: the annotation of a GenBank genome assembly
AUGAAUGGACAAGAAAAUGGUGCUACCAUUAGUUAUAAUUCUACCUCACAAACUCUUCUGGUUGCCUUCACUACCAUUUUAAAUGGUACCCAAGUGAGUAGUUAUCUAAAUCAGAGAGUUGAUUUGAGCUACUUGCCGAAUAGGGUCAUUGUCGGGUUCUCUGCUGCCACGGGUGCUAAAUUUGCUGUGCAUAUGAUCACCUCUUGGAAUUUUAACUCUUCUCCCGAUGAUGACAAUGGAACGAGCGGAGUGAACUCGGUAGUUCCUCUGCCAAGCACUAGUUCUCAACAAGGACAACCAGCGGUUGCAUUAGGUGUUGGCAGAUGCAUUGCCUUGGUUGGAGCUUUAUGCUUUGUUUGCUUCAUCUUAGGGUGGAACAAGCUGAAAACAGCAGGAGAAAGUGAGGAAGAUCCCUGCUGA